This is a messenger RNA of Nematostella vectensis (starlet sea anemone), 1083 nucleotides long. RefSeq names its product epimerase family protein SDR39U1. The transcript is spliced from 6 exons. The record is from RefSeq and is a predicted model, not a curated record. Lineage: Eukaryota; Metazoa; Cnidaria; Anthozoa; Actiniaria; Edwardsiidae. Bases 83 to 1066 code for a protein of 327 amino acids.
UGCGGUACUUCUGUACACGACAAGUUUGUUUUUGUCGCGUUUUGUAAUUGUUCAAAUGAACGACUUCUAAUAAGUGUUUGCGAUGUUUCGGAUUAUUGCCCGGGCAAGUAGUGUUAGCUUGAAAGAGAAGUGCACGUUGGGAUCAUCUUGUCGGGAGCUUCAAACGGUUCUUUGCCGUGGCAUGAGAGUUCUAGUAGGUGGGGGAACAGGUUUUGUUGGUAGAAAUUUGACUGCAGCUCUCAAGUCUAAAGGUCAUGAUAUUGUUAUAAUAUCAAGAACAGCAGGUCCUGGCAAAGUCACAUGGGAUCAGAUAACAAAGAGUGGUCUCCCCCAGUGUCAGGCAGUUGUCAAUCUUGCUGGGGAAAAUGUUUUGAAUGCAUUAAGAAGAUGGGAUGACAAGUAUAAAGAAGAUGUAGUGAGAAGUAGAGUGGAAACCACAAAACUAUUGGCGGACAAAAUCACUACCUCACAGAACCCCCCGUCUGUGUUUGUUAGUUCGUCAGCUGUAGGUUUUUAUCCUCCAAGUGAGACAAAAGAUUAUGGCGAGGACACUCCACCAAGUAAUGCUGAUUACUUUACCUCCCUGUGCGCCGAGUGGGAGGCAGCUGCUCAACUACCCAAGGAGUGUAAGACGCGCAAUGUUGUAGUUCGUAUAGGCGUGGUACUGGGUCGAGAUGGUGGUACCAUUCAGCAAGCUUACUGGCCUUUUUUCUUUGGCGGUGGAGGUGUUAUUGGAAGUGGCAGACAGUUCUUCCCCUGGAUACACAUCCAAGAUAUUUGUGGGAUUAUAAUACAUGCUAUUGAGAACAAUCACGUGACCGGUGCCAUCAAUGGAGUGGCACCAGAGAUAGCAACAAACAAAGAUUUCACUGAGCAUCUUGCUGGUGCCAUGUGGAGACCUGCUAUCAUCCCAAUGCCUGCUUUUGCCAUCAAUACUGUGUUUGGAUCAGAGCGGGCCACUAUGCUCCUUCAGGGGCAAAAAGUACAUCCAAAACGAACACUAGAGAGCGGAUAUACAUACAAGUAUCCAGAGUUGAAAGCAGCUCUUCAGAAUGCUAUUAAAUGAUAGUUUGAACACGGCUA